GCUGCAUGGGAUCUUUCCAAUCUCUCCCCGUUUCCCAUGCCAGACACCUUUGCAAAGGCUUGAUCUGCAGGGGGCCAGUUACAACUGGAACGAUCCAGCUUUCUCAGGUCUCCACGCGGCAUGGCAGCGCCGCCCCCGCCUCCAAAGGGCGGCCUGUCGCUCUACGCCAACCUGCUCGAUCCGAAGGCCGACUCCCAGGCCACAGUGUCCGGCGCGCCGGUGGUCUACGAUGGCGGAAAGAAGGAUGAUGAUGCCGUCAAGAAGGAAAUCAAUCAGGCCUUGCGAUUCCAGCCAAUUCGCCGGCCACAGAUACCUCAGAAGAAAGCAGCCAAACCUUCCUUUCCCAAGUCGAUACCCCCAUCUUCCACAGUCCCGGAUACCUCGAGGAUAAAUGCCACCAAUGACAGCAGGGACGCCACCGCAACACCACCGCCUGGCCAGGGAGCGCCUCCUACCCAACGCAGUACACUUGCCGACUGGGCUGCGACCGAGGAGGAUGAUUACAUGUAUGGCACUGGGGCCACCGAGAAGCGGCAGCGAGGUGGGCGCAAGGCUAAGAAGAAGAAGCAGCAGAAGCAGGGGGACAACCAGCGCCAGGAGACGGACUGGGACGAGAUCUACGACCCUUCGCGGCCGACCAAUGUGGAGGAGUACAUGAAGAGCGACGAACGUAUACGGGAGGUACGGGAGUGGAAGGCCAUCCUGUACGCUCACCGCAGGAGGAGGAGAGGGACCUCCGACAGUGACGAUGACUCGGACGCCGACGAGAGGCCUGCCAUGGGCAGUCAAUUUGCCCCUCCGGGAGAUUACUCUUUCGCGCCACCGCCAGUGUCGCCUCCUCGGGCCUCACCUGCUGCUGCUGCUGCUGCUGCUGCUGCUGCGACCGUACCGGACGACGCUACAGGCGACGAUGCCUACGCCCGCCGCCUCGCACUGUCAGGCUUAGGCGCGCCGCCGCCGCCGCCGCCUCCCGAGGCACCUUCAGCCCCCCCUCCACCGCAAUCACCACCAAAAGAAACUGCAACAAUCUCUCGCGGCCCUGUCCGCUACCAAGCGCCUCCUCAACCACCCGCACAGGAGCAAGGAGGAGACGACGGCGGCGGCGACAUGGACGUAGACAACAUUGACCUCCCUCCCACCGGCCUGGGGGCAGGCCAAAAGAGCACCACCGAUCAGCCAAUGCCCGACGUCGACGGCGCCGGCGACACAUCGCGCUCAAACCGACCAGGCCAGAAGGGCUUCGCCCAACGCCUCAUGUCCAAGUAUGGCUGGACGGCCGGCAGCGGGCUCGGCGCCGACAGCAGCGGCAUUAUCAACCCGUUGCAGGUGAAAGUAGAAAAGCGGCGCAAGCGGCCGGACGCCGAAGGCGGCGGCUACGUAGACCCGGCGAACCGCGCCCGGAUCAUCGGCGGCAAGACCGCAGCCGCCAAGGACCCAUCGCCGGCGUCAGGCUCGGCGGCGGCUGAAGCCAAUGCGGGCAAGUUCGGUCCCAUGUCCGAGGUCAUUGUGCUGCAGAACAUGCUCGAGAACAUGCCAUCGCUGCAGGAGGAGGUCGAGGAAGGGCUGGGGCAGGAAAUUGGCGAGGAGUGCGGCGACAAGUACGGCCGUGUAGAGAGGCUGCACAUCGACGUGGCAGGCAGGCAAGUUUUUAUCAAGUUCACCGAUCAGGUGUCAGCGCUGAGGGCUGUCAACGCUCUCGAGGGCCGCGUUUUCAACGGAAACUCGAUUGCGGCACGCUUCUGGGACACCGAGAAAUUCGAGAAGGGCGAGUAUGCCUAG
Molecule: messenger RNA, 1779 nt
Organism: Diaporthe batatas
Lineage: Eukaryota; Fungi; Ascomycota; Sordariomycetes; Diaporthales; Diaporthaceae
Exons: 3
Coding region: 121-1779 (552 amino acids)
Biological process (GO): mRNA cis splicing, via spliceosome
Cellular component (GO): precatalytic spliceosome
Molecular function (GO): RNA binding
Source: RefSeq, a predicted model, not a curated record